AUGGCACCCGAUUUACCUCCCUUUUCUUAUCUGCUUAUUCAAACUUUGCGUUUCGCUUCUUCAUAUCUAAUUUCUAUUAUACUUUUCUUUCUUUCUUGCUUUCUUUCUUUCUUUCUUUCUUUCUUUCUUUCUUUCUCCAACCUCUGUUUCUAUUUAUAUUUCAUUUUUCUGAAUUUAUUGCAUUUUUUCUAUCUAUCUAUCUAUCUAUCUAUCUAUCUAUCUAUCUAUCUAUCUAUCUAUCUAUCUAUCUCAGUCUGUUCAUUAUAUAUCUAUCUAUCUAUCUAUCUAUCUAUCUAUCUAUCUAUCUAUCUAUCUAUCUAUCUCAUCUGUUCUAUAUCUAUCUAUCAAUCUAUCUAUCUCAGUCUUUUGUUCCUAUCUAUCUAUCUAUCUAUCUAUCUAUCUAUCUCUGUUAAUAUCUCUCCGCUAGCUUGCUAUUUAUGUAUCUUUCUAUUUUGUCCUUUGUUUAUUUUUCUUUCGAUCUUUCUUGUGUCUUUCGCCCUAUUUCUUUUUUUUCCUGUGUUUCUUUCGGCCUUUCAUUCCUUCGUUUCGUCAUUUUCUCUUUCAUUUUUGUAUUCUUUCUUUCUUUCUUGCCGUUUUCAUUACUUUCUUCUUACAUUCCUUCCUUCCUUUCUUUUUUCCAUAUUUAAUUUCAUUCAUCUUUUCUUCCUCGUCUUUUUCAUUUUCUAUUUUUGUUUUUCUUUCUUCUUUUGCCUUUUCCCCUCCAUUUAUCUUUCCUUCUUUUUUUCUUUUGUUUUCUUUUUUCGUCCUCUCGCCUUCACUUAUCUUUCUCUUUGCUCUCAUUCACCCCUCUUUACUUCAUCACACUUUCCUUCCUUCCUUCCUUCCUUCCUUCCUUCCUUCCUUCCUUCCUUCCUUCCUUCCUUCUCUCUUACUCCUCUUUUCUACACUCUUCUCUCCAUUCCCUCCUUUCUCUCCUUGUCUCUUUCUCCUCUAUUUUUCCUUUCAUUCUAUUCUUUACCUCCCCACUUGAUAACAAUACAGUUCAUUUUUUACCUCCUCCUCCUCCUCCCACUCGCCUUUAACUCCAUCCUGAUAUCGCCGACUAUUCGCCUUAACUUGCUAACAAUGAUUUAG
Acanthosepion pharaonis is the source of this 1095-nucleotide messenger RNA. Lineage: Eukaryota; Metazoa; Mollusca; Cephalopoda; Sepiida; Sepiidae. The record is from the annotation of a GenBank genome assembly.